Molecule: messenger RNA, 934 nt
Organism: Anthonomus grandis grandis
Lineage: Eukaryota; Metazoa; Arthropoda; Insecta; Coleoptera; Curculionidae
Product: neuferricin homolog
Exons: 4
Coding region: 127-873 (248 amino acids)
Cellular component (GO): membrane; endomembrane system
Source: RefSeq, a predicted model, not a curated record
AAAACAAGGGGUGAAGAGAGAAAAUUAAUGUUGCUACAAUUACUUUUUAAAUAUAAGUGAAGAAGAAAAGAAGAAUAAUUUUUUUUUAUUGUUUAUUUUGAUUUUCAAAAAUUUAAAAAUUUAGAUAUGUUUAAGUCGUUUUUCCUUUUAGCAUGUCUAGGGAUUCUUAUAGCGAUCUACUUCAAAGACAUAUUCUUAAUUAUCCAGUACCUAUCCAAACAAACCGAAAAAGCCGAUAAUUUGUAUACAGCUGAAGAAUUGGCAUUUUUUGAUGGUGUUCAGUCACCCCUUUUAUUUUUAUCUAUAUUGGGAAAUGUCUUUAAUGUUACCAAGGGGGCGAAACACUACGGACCGGGGCAGCAAUAUCACUUUUUUGUUGGUAAAGAUGCCUCCCGCAACUUUAUUAGUGGAAACUUUGAGGAUGGGCAAGCCUCAGAUGAUGUCGGAGGCUUGAAACCACAUGAGUUAAAAUCUCUUAACAACUGGCUAAAUUUUUACAAAAAAGAGUACAAAAAAGUCGGUAAAGUCAUAGGCAGGUUUUAUGACAAUUUUGGCCUAAUAACACCAUACCACAAAGGCAUCCGGAGGUUAAUAAGAGAAGCAGAAAAACUUGAAGAUCAAUCCAAAAUGGAAAAACAAAUGUUCCCUCCAUGUAAUGUGGAGUGGAGUCAAGAGAAAGGCAGUCGGGUCUGGUGCACACAAAGGAGUGGGGGCAUUGAGAGGGCCUGGGCAGGCAAACCGAGGCAGUAUUAUGAAGCUGGUACCAAGUCAUUCCGUUGUGCUUGCAUAAGCAAGGAAAAUGAAUCCUUAGGAAAUAUUAAGGAGUAUCCUGGUUGUGAUAUUAACUCAGAUGAAUGUUAUGUUACUUUAUAGAGGUAAAUGUUAUUUUUGUAUAAUUAUUUAUUAAUAAAUAAAGCAUUUAAGUUAGACAAAA